AACUGCAUGGUCCCAGGCUAUGGUCUGAAGGCACAUGAGACCACCAACUUCCUGAAGCUAAGCAGGUCUGGGUCUGGUCCGUGCCUGCAUGGGAGACCGCCUGGGAACCACAUGUAUUCCACCUUGAAUUUCUACGAUGAAAGAAAGGUUUAUCAUCCAAGAUUCACAGCCAGCCAGAAACACAUUCCAAUCAGCCAUGGGUAUGGAGGAUUUCUUCAGGACAAUCUACCCAUCCCAAAGGAAGUCAAUCGCAAAAAGAAGGAGAAAUCUGAAGCUCCGUUCCUGACACCAGCAAAUGGCUAUGAACACCAUUUCACCAAAAUCAAUUACCUCUCCUCUUUUUAAUCAUAACUCCUCAUUUGUAUUAAAUAUGAUGUAUGGGUGUUGAUAAGGUCAUCAUGGUGUCAUAUAUUGGAAAUUGUUUCUGUGUAAAUCAUAAGAAGAAAAUUAUGGGACUCUGAGCCUUGCUUUAGAGAAUUACAGUGGGGAAAAAUAUGUACCAUAAAACCAGUUUUUAACCAUUCUGACUCAAGUAAAAGCUCUCAGAAUUUCACACUGUGAAACCAAGUUUACAAACCGUACAGGUGGGCCUUCAGGCCUGGUUCUACCACAGCAAUGUCUUCCACUACUCAAACUCAACUGACCACAUGCAACUGGUAACUUGCUGCCUCUCCAUUUCCAUGAUUCCGAACUGCUUCUUGCAGAGGCUGAGAGUCCCCCUUUUAUUUCAUUUUAGAUGUAACAAGCCUAGUAGUUUAUUUUCAUUGAUUGUCUGUAUAUCUCUAUAUUUUACCCAUGUACUCUUUUGAUGUAUAGAAGUAGUAUGAAACUCAUGGUUUCCUUGUGGUAAGUGACUGAGAUGCUGCCACGGGAUUUGAGACACUGAUGAAUGGUGCUAUUUUGGACUUUAAACGUGCUCCUUGGCAAGGUAGCUCUGAUGGAGUUAUUUUUAAUUUCCAUGUUCUAAGAAGGUGUUGGUACUUUGUUCUCGUUCUUUAGACUGGACUGACUUGUUUCCUUGUGUCUUCAGUGUGGCUUUCUUAUUCAAUGUUGUAGGGUGAGUAAUUACUAAUACAGCAUGUGAGGAAUUGAUUCCCACCUGGGUGUGCUCACAAACUUGAAAUGGUAAGUGGGAGCAAUCACAAAACUGUAAUUUACUACGAAUUUCCUUUCUGCAUUUAUCAUUUGGAUAAAGAGUAGCAAUAAUUUUCUUACAGUCUUUAGGGAUUUUCUGAAUGUUCUUGUCUUUUCUUUUUUUUUAUUAUUCAUUAGGAAAGCAUAUUUUUAAUUAAAAGGGGGGUUAGCAUGUUUUAAAUGUCCUCUUAAACUCAAUAAAAUUGGCCAUAUUUUGUUAAAAGAACAUUAUUAAUAGGUUCUUUAAAUGUGUUAAAUUACAGACUCUUAAAAAGCAAUGAAUAUAAUUCCACAGCAUUUCCAACAUGUGGAUUUUACAUUUUUGUUCUUGCUCCCAGGAAAUUAUGAAUCAAAAUACAAUACAAAACAGUACCACCUACUCAUGGAAUGUUGUUGUGUUAGACACAGUCUGGAAGCCCACCUUAAUUUUUUUAUAUAACUCUGUCUUUCAGCUCUUCCUUUGACUGGGCAGGCUUUGACCUGAACUGUUUAGCUUCUGACUGUUAAAUACCAAUGCAUGUACUGCACUUAGUGUGUUUUUUGUUGUUGUUCCCUGUCUCCUUCUCCUCCUUCUCCUUUUCUCUUAUUCUUGUGCAAUUUCUUUCUUGUAGAUUAGAUAAAUCAGUUGCGCUGUAUAUACAUAUAGCAAGAAACAGUAUCCAGCAGUUGUGGCAUUUAUGUAUAGUUGCAGUUGUGUACUGCUGAAAAUGCAGGCUUUUGUAACAGUGUGAUCUUUAAUAAUGCACUACAAGUACCCAAUGUAUUUUAGCUCUUUUAGUAGGAUUUGUUCAAUAAAUAUGCAAUCUCUAAGAGUAA
Molecule: messenger RNA, 1950 nt
Organism: Rhineura floridana
Lineage: Eukaryota; Metazoa; Chordata; Lepidosauria; Squamata; Rhineuridae
Gene: NREP
Product: neuronal regeneration related protein
Exons: 3
Coding region: 7-345 (112 amino acids)
Biological process (GO): regulation of transforming growth factor beta receptor signaling pathway; axon regeneration; regulation of neuron differentiation
Cellular component (GO): nucleus; cytoplasm
Source: RefSeq, a predicted model, not a curated record